Messenger RNA from Schistosoma intercalatum, 1905 nucleotides. Lineage: Eukaryota; Metazoa; Platyhelminthes; Trematoda; Strigeidida; Schistosomatidae. The record is from the annotation of a GenBank genome assembly.
UGACGAUUCAGCGCGGGCCAUCCAGUUAUUGGAUGAUGUCUGAAACUGAUAAUUUUGAAUGGGAAUUAUCUAAAGAGAAUAUAAAACCAUUGAAAAGUGGUCGAUCUGUUGAAUUAUUAAAUAAAGUAUUAACAUCACAGCGAUCAAAUGAAUUUCAAUUGAGACGUCGUCUUUUAAGAGAAUAUUUUGAAUUAAAAUUGGCCAGUUUACCUAUAUCUAAUAAGAAGUUUCAAUUGUAUUCAAGAUAUAUCAAAUGGAUUGAACAAAAUUAUCCUUCAUUAGGCAAAUGUGCUGACUUACAAAAUGUUCUCUAUCGAUCCAUACGAGAUUCAUCCGACUUACCGGGGAUAAAAAACAAUGAUACUUAUGUGGGAAAUUGGAUUAAACUUACAGAAUAUUGUAAUCAACCAACUGAAUUAUUUGAAUUAUUAUUUCGACAAGGUAUUGGUACAAUGUGUUCUGAAUUCUAUGUUACAUGGUGUCAAUUACUUGAAAAAAACAAAAAUUAUCGUAAAAUUGCUUCAAUUUAUGCUCAUGGUUUACGUGCUGGUGCUAAACCUUUAUUAUGGUUAGAAGAUAGAGCUGAAGCGUUUUUUCAGAGGUACGAACAUUCUUUAAAGUCUACUGUUACAUCAUCAUCAUCUGAUAUUGUUAGCACAUUCACAUCUGAUAAUUCUUAUAAUGAAAAUCACAAUGAAAAUACAAGAAAGAAAUUAGCUUCAUUACGUUUAGUUGAAACUAGUACACAAGAGAAUAAUUUAGUUGCUCCAGUAAUAAGAACCAAAGAAAUGUGGCGUUCGAAUCAAUCAGGUUUGGGAACUAUUCAUUCAUCGGAAAGUAUUAUUUCUAAUAAAUGUAAUUAUCAAAUUAAACAAGAUAAAUUAUCUCAAGAAAAUUCUGUAUUCAUACGUGAUCUACCACCGAUCACAUCAGAUUUUAUACGACCUGUUGGAAUACCUUCAUCAUGGCAAAAAGAAAAUCAAUUAGAACCUAGUUCAUGGAAUAAAGCACAGUUAAGUACAACUACAACAGUCCCUGCAUCAUCCAGAUCGAUAGGUCUACCCAGUUGGGAAAUUUUCACAGAAGAUCAAGUUGAACAACAACAGAUGGACACUUCAAAUCCGUUAAAUAGUACACAACAGUCAAUUAUUUGUACUAAACGUAAAGGUUUAAAAAUGAAAUCCUCAUUCAAAGAUAAUGAUACUUAUCAACAAUUAAAUGAGAUUUCUUUUAUUGAAAUUACAUCAUUUAAUCAUUUAUUACAUCAUAAUGAUCGUGUUAAUCAUUCAUCAAAUCAACAUGAUGAUCAUUAUCAAAGUGAUAGAUUAUUAACUAAAUUAAAUUUACCAAGUUUCCCCGGUGAUAACAUAUCAGAAGUUGAUUGUUUUGCAUUUGAUAUCUCUCUUAUUUAUGGUGGAAUUGAAGAACUAUGUUGGGAAAUGCAUCGUGGUGUAAAAUGGGAUGUAAAUUACACUAAUUCAUUGAAUAAUUCUCCAACAAAAUAUGAUCAUCGAAAAAUGUUGAAUGAUUUCUGGGAUAAAGAAGAAUUAGAAUUGAUUAAAGAAAUCGAUGCUAUCAUACAUAAUAAUAACAAUGAUGAAACUGUUAAUAAUCAAAUGAAUGAUCAAUUAUUAAAGAGUAAAAUUGUUGAAUCCACUCGUCAUGCACUGAUCAAAUCAUUAGAAAGUAUUGCAUUGAAUAAAGAAAGCUAAAAUUGUACUAUACUAUAUAUGAUAUAGAGAUUCAAGUAAAAACAUAUUCCUUUACAUUUUGUUCUGUUUACUUGAUGUUUAUUCUCAUUGUUUCAUUUAUGAUACAAUUCAACUCGAGAUUGCUGCUUCUUCAGUUGAUUAAAAUGUAGCAUUAAAUAAUAAGUCUCAUAUUAUAUAGAUUCAUCAUCAUUAA